UGUGUGAGCUGAUGUGGAUGUGAACUCAGCAGCAUGGAUCAGUGUGAGGACAGAGAGGAGGGAGCCCCUCCCUCUAAAACCACUCUGUGUGGGGAACAUGAGAGCCAGACCAGAGCUCAGAGAGACACACCACACUCUGCUGGACCUGGACCGGGACCUGGACCUGGACCUGGACCUGGACCUGGACCUGGACCUGGACCUGGACCUGGAUCCAGCUGUGUGUCCAUGAAGAGUGAAUUCAGACAAUCUGUUGAUGGAAGGAUCCAGCAGCAGAGACCAGACUCUCCUGAACCCAGCUGUCUGUCUUUAAAGAGCGACCUGUCAAAGGGCAGGCUCAUUGACUUUAAAGGGCGACGUCCAUCAGCUGAUCAGAUGUGGAGGUAAAACAGUGGAGGCUUGGUGAGAGCUGUUGGGACUAAAGCAAACACUGAGCUGAAAGCUACAAACAGCUGCAGACUGAGCUGUUGAUUCUCAGUGGGAUCAGCAGGACUAGUAAACCUUUACCGCUACAGGGAGUCGUCUGAUUGGCUGUCACAUCC
Molecule: messenger RNA, 539 nt
Organism: Seriola aureovittata
Lineage: Eukaryota; Metazoa; Chordata; Actinopteri; Carangiformes; Carangidae
Product: cohesin subunit SA-3-like
Exons: 4
Coding region: 34-384 (116 amino acids)
Source: RefSeq, a predicted model, not a curated record